Messenger RNA from Candida albicans SC5314, 1107 nucleotides. RefSeq names its product Rab geranylgeranyltransferase (gene BET4). The record is from RefSeq and is a predicted model, not a curated record. NCBI's taxonomy places the organism in Eukaryota, Fungi, Ascomycota, Pichiomycetes, Serinales, Debaryomycetaceae. Gene Ontology annotation, cellular component: Rab-protein geranylgeranyltransferase complex; cytoplasm. The transcript is spliced from 2 exons. Gene Ontology annotation, molecular function: Rab geranylgeranyltransferase activity. Gene Ontology annotation, biological process: protein geranylgeranylation. The coding region runs from base 1 to 1107 and encodes 368 amino acids.
AUGCAACACGGGAUUAAACGAGUUAAAUUAUCUGAAGAAGCAAAACGAUUAAAAUUAGAAAAAGAUCAAAUCAAAAUUAAAAAUUAUCGUCAAUUAACUGAUGAAAUUUUUGAAUUAAGAGCAAAUGAAAAUUAUUCUGAUGAAGCAUUAAUUAAAACUAAUGAAUUAUUAAUUAUAAAUCCAGAAUUUUAUACCAUUUGGAAUUAUCGUCGAGAAAUAUUAAUUAAUAAUUAUUCAUCAUCUAAUGACAAAGAUGAUCAAAUUUAUGAAGAUAUUUUAAAUCAAGAUUUAAAUUUUGUACUUGUACAAUUAAAAAAAUUUCCUAAAUGUUAUUGGAUUUGGAAUCAUCGUCGUUGGUUAUUAUUCGAAUUAGUUAAACUUGGGAAAGUUAAUUGGAAAUAUGAAUUUGGGGUGGUUUCAAAAUUAUUAGAUUUAGAUCAAAGAAAUUUUCAUGGUUGGCAUUAUCGAAGAUUUGUUGUUGAAAAUAUGGAAUUAGAAUGUAAAAAUGAUACCACACUUAUCUUAAAGAUUAAUCUUGAUGAAUUUAAUUAUACCACUUUAAAAAUUCAAAAAGAUUUUCUGAAUUUUUCUGCAUGGCAUAAUCGAACUAAAUUAAUACCUAAAAUAUAUAAUUUAAUUCAACAACAACAACAAAAAGAUGGAAAAAUAUUUGGUGAUCUCCCAGGAAUAGAAUUAUUUCAAAAUCCAAUAUUAUUAUUGAAAAAUGAUUUAGAAAUGAUUAAAACUGGUGUUUAUAUGAGUCCCGAAGAUACGUCGGUUUGGUUAUAUUUAUAUUGGUUAUUAACUGAUGAUCUUUUCACAAAUGCUUUUAAAUCACAUCAACAAGAUUAUAUGAAUAUUUUACAUGAACAAUUACAAUUAAUUAAUGAAGUUAAUGAAAUGGAAAAAGAAGAUACUGGUCAAGAUAAUGUUGGAUGUUUGAAAAGUAUGAUUUUUAUAAAUGCUUUAAUUCAAAAUGAAAAUAAUAAACCAGUAUUGACUGAACAAGUUAAGAGUUGUUUAAAACAAUUAGCCAAAAUUGAUCCCCUUCGGAAAAAUAAAUAUUUAGAUCAACUUGCCGGUAAUGCCCCAAUUUUUCACCAUUAA